CUGCCGCAUCCCCGAGCGAGCGGAGGGCUCGCCCACGGCAUGAACCGGGUCCAGCGAGGCGGCAGCGGUGGGGGAAGCCGCGGCCUCGGCACUAUGGAAGUGAAGAGCAAGUUUGGUGCAGAAUUUCGUCGCUUUUCUCUGGAACGGUCCAAGCCUGGUAAAUUUGAGGAGUUUUAUGGAUUACUGCAGCAUGUGCACAAGAUACCCAACAUUGAAGUUUUAGUUGGCUAUACAGACAUUCAUGGAGAUCUCUUGCCUAUCAACAAUGAUGACAAUUACCACAAAGCAGUUUCUACAGCUAAUCCUUUGCUAAGGAUUUUCAUUCAGCGAAAAGAAGAUGCAGACUACAGUGCCUUUGGAACAGACACCAUGACAAGGAAGAAAAAUGUCUUAUCGAAUGUCUUGCGCCCAGAUAACCAUAGGAAAAAGCCACACAUUGUAAUCAGCAUGCCACAAGAUUUCAGGCCAGUGUCUUCUAUUAUAGAUGUGGACAUUCUUCCAGAAACGCACCGCAGAGUUCGGCUUUAUAAGUAUGGAACUGAAAAACCUCUCGGAUUUUAUAUACGGGAUGGUUCCAGUGUCAGAGUGACUCCUCACGGGCUAGAGAAAGUACCUGGGAUUUUCAUAUCCAGGCUUGUUCCUGGAGGCCUGGCUCAAAGCACAGGCCUUCUGGCAGUCAACGAUGAGGUUCUGGAGGUGAAUGGUAUAGAAGUUUCAGGAAAGAGCCUUGAUCAGGUUACAGAUAUGAUGAUUGCAAACAGUCGAAAUCUGAUAAUUACUGUGAGACCAGCAAACCAGAGGAACAAUGUUGUUAGGAACAGUCGGACUUCUGGUAGCUCAGGACAGUCUACAGAUACCAGCCUUCCAAGUUACACUCCAAGUACAGUGCCGAUCUACCAGCCAGAAGAGGAAGACAGUGAUGAAGACGAUAUCAUUAUUGAAGAUAAUGGUGAGCCACAGCAAAUUCCAAAAGCUGCUCCUUCCAGUGAGAGUCUGGAUUCGCUGACACAUUCUGAAUCCCAUCAUGAAUCGAUGCAAAAUGGCUUCAUUCCUUCUAGAGAAGCUAACUUAUAUUGUUCAACGGGCAGCAUUAACAUGGAGUAUGAAAUGCAGGACUCAGACCGAAAGUCCUUAGAAGAAGAUGGGACUAUCAUAACAUUGUGAAAUUAUAUUGAUGUAUUUUUGGUUGAAAUGAAGAGGCCAUAACAAUUUUUUACUUGGCUGUAUACCUGUAGUACAUACCUCUCAGUUACCAUACUCCA
Messenger RNA from Euleptes europaea (tarantolino), 1262 nucleotides. It is a transcript of the gene PARD6B, whose product is annotated as par-6 family cell polarity regulator beta. Lineage: Eukaryota; Metazoa; Chordata; Lepidosauria; Squamata; Sphaerodactylidae. Gene Ontology annotation, cellular component: cell cortex; nucleus; apical plasma membrane. Gene Ontology annotation, biological process: establishment or maintenance of cell polarity; regulation of cellular localization; centrosome cycle. The coding region runs from base 40 to 1164 and encodes 374 amino acids. The record is from RefSeq and is a predicted model, not a curated record. The transcript is spliced from 3 exons. Gene Ontology annotation, molecular function: protein kinase C binding.